Messenger RNA from Morus notabilis, 1172 nucleotides. Its product is annotated as cinnamoyl-CoA reductase 1. The coding region runs from base 93 to 1079 and encodes 328 amino acids. The record is from RefSeq and is a predicted model, not a curated record. Lineage: Eukaryota; Viridiplantae; Streptophyta; Magnoliopsida; Rosales; Moraceae. The transcript is spliced from 6 exons. Gene Ontology annotation, molecular function: oxidoreductase activity, acting on the CH-OH group of donors, NAD or NADP as acceptor.
CCCCAAGCUAAACCCAACUUUUGAAUCGGCAAAAAAAAAAAAGAAAAAAAAAGUCAACUGAAAAUAAGCACAGAUCAGAUCGGAGAAGAAGGAUGAGCAGCAACGUGACGGGUGCAGGAAAGGUAGUGUGCGUAACCGGAGCGUCCGGUUACAUAGCGUCAUGGCUCGUCAAGUUUCUUCUUCAACGCGGUUACACUGUCAAAGCUUUUGUUCGUGAUCUAAACGAUCGAAAGAAAACAGCUCACUUAACUUCACUUGAUGGGGCUAAGGAAAGACUCCAGCUUUUCAAAGCAGACUUGCUUGAAGAAGGUGCCUUUGACUCCGCUGUUGAAGGCUCUGAAGGUGUCUUUCACACCGCAUCUCCCUUUUCUAAUGAUGUCAAAGACCCACAGGCAGAGUUGCUUGAUCCUGCCAUUAAGGGAACGCUUAAUGUUCUUAACGCCUGCGCAAAGUCACCAUCUGUUAAACGUGUAGUUUUGACAUCGUCCAUAGCUGCCGUUGUAUACACUGGAAAGCCCCGAACUCCAGACGUGACAGUUGAUGAGACCUGGUUUUCAAUUCCAGACAUUUGUAAGGAAUUAAAGCUAUGGUACGUGCUUUCAAAGACUUUGGCCGAGGACGCUGCUUGGAAGUUUGUAAAACAGAAGGGUAUUGACAUGGUUACAAUCAACCCGGCAAUGGUGAUUGGUCCUCUGUUACAGCCAACUCUAAAUGCAAGUUCUGCUGUCAUUUCGAACUUAAUAAAUGGAGCACAAACGUUUCCGAAUUUUACUGUUGGAUGGGUGAAUGUCAAAGAUGUCGCCAAUGCUCAUAUUCUGGCGUAUGAAGUCCCUUCAGCUAGUGGAAGAUAUGUUUUGGUUGAGAGCGUUUCCCACUACUCAGAAAUUGUGAGAAUCUUACGAGAGCUCUACCCAUCUGCACCACUUCCCGAUAGGUGUGCAGAUGAUAAACCAUUUAUGCCAACAUAUCAGGUGUCAAAGGGAAAGGCAAAGAGCUUGGGAAUAGACUACAUUCCAUUGAAAACCAGCCUCAAGGAAACUGUGGAAAGCUUGAAGGAAAAGCAAUUUGUCAAUGUCUGAGUGGCAAUAGUAUAUUCUCCAUGUCCUUUCCUUGAUAAAACAAAUAGUUAUGAACCCUAGCUUCUUGUUGUUUUUCUCCUUACUAUUUAAAAC